Ichthyophthirius multifiliis is the source of this 1098-nucleotide messenger RNA. RefSeq names its product mitochondrial carrier protein, putative. Gene Ontology annotation, molecular function: ferrous iron transmembrane transporter activity. The transcript is spliced from 6 exons. Lineage: Eukaryota; Ciliophora; Oligohymenophorea; Hymenostomatida. The record is from RefSeq and is a predicted model, not a curated record. Gene Ontology annotation, biological process: iron import into the mitochondrion. Gene Ontology annotation, cellular component: mitochondrial membrane.
AUGUAAUAAAAAGAAUACACAUUUGAAUGGGAAAUAAGAGAACAAGAUAUACCAUAUUCAAAACAUAUGAUAGCUGGAUGUGUUGCAGGAAUGAUUGAACAUUCAACAAUGUUUCCAUUUGAUAAUAUAAAAACUCAUGUAUAAGUUUCUAAUAAUAUGGGGUUUUUUUAAAUUAUAAAAAAAUUGUACAAUGAAGGAGGAAUAAAAGCAUUUUAUAGAGGAAUUGGACUUAUAGCAUGUGGUUCAAUGCCUGCUCAUGCUGCUUACUUUUCAAUUUAUGAGUUCUCUAGAUUUAAAUUAGGAAUAAAUGAUGAAUAACAUCAUCCAUAUUUAUAUGCAGUAACAGGAGCUUCUGCAGUAUUUUUACAUGAUUUAAUAUUAACACCUAUUGAUGUAUUGAAAUAAAGAAAAUAAAUAACUAAUUAACCAAUAUAAUUAAUGCUUAAAAAUAUAAUUUAAAAAGAAGGAAUUAUAUCACUAGUAAGAAGUUUUCCGGUAACAUAUGUAAUCUUUUGUUUUUGUUUUUUUGUUUUUUUUUACAUAUAUUAAUUUUAUAAUAUUAAGAUGAUGAAUGUUCCUUUGGCGGCAAUUUUAGUUUCAACUAAUGAAAGUUUAAAACUUUAAAUAAAUUAAUAAAGUCAUAAUUUUUUUACUUAUUUUACAUGUGCAGGAAUUGCAGGUGGUAUAGCAGCUACUUUAACUACUCCUUUAGAUGUAAUUAAAACUAAACUUUAGACUUAAGAUUGUUAUGAAAGAAUUAGUUGCAAUAAAUGUGAAGCUAUUCCAAAUAUAUAAAAUAAAAAUAGAAUAUUAGGUUAAAAAAAUCAAAGUGUGUAUAAUUUUGCAAAAAAAUAAUUCGAAGCUGUUACAAAUGAAUGCAAAAAUGUUAAAUAUAACUCAUUUUUAUAAUCACUUAAAUUAGUUUGGUAAAAUGAAGGAUUUAAUGGGCUUUUUAGAGGAUUUGGAUCACGUAUUAUUAUUAUUGCACCUUCUUCUGCUAUUUCUUGGGCUAGUUAUGAAAUGAUGAAAAAAGAGAAGGUUCAUUUGGAAAUGUAUACUAAGUUUUAAGAAAAAGUGAUUAAAAAAAUUAUGCAAUGA